Messenger RNA from Striga asiatica, 495 nucleotides. NCBI's taxonomy places the organism in Eukaryota, Viridiplantae, Streptophyta, Magnoliopsida, Lamiales, Orobanchaceae. The record is from the annotation of a GenBank genome assembly.
UUGACUCGACAAGGAGGCGGCUGCUCAUCGAACAAAGGUCGGCUCUCCCCGCCGAAACGUAAUAAGGACUCCACCGCUGCUCGUGGAUACCGUCGUUGGAAGUUCGGGUUUUUGCCGUCGGAAAAACCCAGCCCUGCCGUGGCUGCUUGCAACUCGGCCGUGAGUGGCCAGCGAUCGUCCGUUGCGCCUAGUUGCCCGCCGGCGCGGGUCUGGUCACAAGAAGUAUACUCUCAGUCCGAGGUCGCCGUCCCUUGGCCCGCGCUCGCCGGAAAUCUGGUAAAGUCGCCGCUGCUUGCUUAUGUCGUCUCACCUGCUCUCAGUCGCCGGAAACAGGGCUUUGGUCAUCGGAGGUCUCGCGUCUGGUGGUGCUCGUCAGCCUCGUCUUGGCGGCUCGCCUUAUCGCCGGAAGUUGAAACUUUGGUCGCUCAACAGAGAGGUAGAGCCACCCUCGUCUACGAACGAAAUUUCCGUCGCCGGUUGCUGCUCGGCCGAUAG